Messenger RNA from Nestor notabilis (Kea), 3606 nucleotides. It is a transcript of the gene PPFIA1, whose product is annotated as protein tyrosine phosphatase, receptor type, f polypeptide (PTPRF), interacting protein (liprin), alpha 1. Gene Ontology annotation, cellular component: presynaptic active zone. The transcript has 25 exons. Gene Ontology annotation, molecular function: protein binding. NCBI's taxonomy places the organism in Eukaryota, Metazoa, Chordata, Aves, Psittaciformes, Psittacidae. The record is from RefSeq and is a predicted model, not a curated record. The annotation marks the transcript as partial. Gene Ontology annotation, biological process: synapse organization.
AGAAAAGAAGGGAGGCUUUUCCAAAUCCUUUACGAGAAAGCUCGUGCCAUUUUCCCAUGCUGUCCGUACUCUGUUUAAUAACGCGAUUGUGACCUGAGUGGAACUUAAGAGCGAUGAACUGUUGAAGCUUGUUGCACCACUGCAUCAGACUGUACAAGUUUUUACUGCUCCUUUUCUUCAGCACAUGAUUCCCCCAUCCCAGCUGUUGCAGGACCCAUGGGCCAGUAAUAGAGGGAUGGGAAGCUGAGACAGUUUAUUUUCACAUUCUUCUAUUGUGGGGACUUGGCCGGUUAGCUGGAGCUGCUGCUGCUUUUUACUGGAUCUGCUCUUUUCUUGGCAGAUUUAUUUGUUUUCAUGUGCACGGGGUGUUUCAAUUAAAUAGACAUUGGACUAGAGCUGAAUGGAUGCUUUGCGAUCCGAAAGGUUUUUGGGGACAGCAAAAGCCGACUGAAAACAGAGAAGAACUGGUACUGCAGGAAACCUGGGGCCUGUUUUCCAAGCCUUUUUAUUUUAUCGAGCAAGAUGAUGUGUGAGGUGAUGCCAACCAUCAGUGAGGCAGAGAUUCCCUCUGGGGGAAAUGGAGGCCAUGGUUCAGGUUCCCCGUUACAGUCAGAUGCUGAUUCCCAUUUUGAGCAAUUAAUGGUAUCCAUGUUGGAAGAAAGGGAUCGCCUUCUGGAGACACUAAGAGAAACUCAGGAGACACUAGCAUUGACCCAGGGCAAGCUACAUGAAGUUGGUCAUGAGAGAGAUUCCUUGCAGAGACAGCUUAAUACUGCACUGCCACAGGAAUUUGCAGCGCUUACAAAAGAGCUGAACGUAUGCAGGGAGCAGCUGCUGGAAAGGGAGGAAGAGAUCGCUGAACUGAAAGCAGAAAGAAAUAAUACCAGGCUUUUACUGGAACAUUUGGAGUGUCUUGUCUCCAGGCAUGAACGAUCUCUCAGAAUGACUGUUGUAAAGAGACAAGCUCAGUCUCCAGCAGGAGUUUCUAGUGAAGUAGAAGUUCUCAAAGCACUAAAAUCUUUAUUUGAGCACCAUAAAGCCCUUGAUGAAAAGGUAAGGGAGAGGUUACGAGUAGCACUUGAAAGAUGUAGCUUAUUGGAAGAAGAACUAGGUACUACACAUAAAGAGUUAAUGAUUCUGAAAGAGCAAAAUAAUCAGAAGAAAACACUUCCAGAUGGGAUGCUGGAUAUGAACCAUGAACAAGAAAAUACACCAACUACAAAUGGGAAGCGAUCCUCUGAUGGUUCUUUAUGCCAUGAUGAAAACCUUACUAAAGUGAUUGAACUCCAGGACAUCAUAGAUAAACAAAACAAAGAACAGACACAGAUGAAAGAACGUCUUACGUCUUUGUCUAGCAGAGUAACAGAGCUGGAAGAAGAUCUUGACACAGCUAGAAAAGACUUAAUAAAAUCUGAAGAAAUGAAUACGAAGUUACAGAGAGAUGUACGAGAGACUAUGGCCCAAAAGGAAGACAUGGAAGAGAGAAUCACAACUCUUGAGAAACGCUACCUCGCUGCACAACGUGAAGCUACAUCUGUGCAUGACCUCAAUGAUAAACUUGAAAAUGAAAUUGCCACUAAAGACUCUAUGCAUCGACAGAGUGAAGACAAGAACAGGCAGUUGCAAGAACGACUGGAACUGGCUGAGCAAAAGCUGCAGCAGACUUUGAGAAAAGCUGAAACUUUGCCAGAGGUGGAGGCUGAGCUGGCACAGAGAGUUGCAGCACUUUCAAAGUCUGACCUUUUGUCUCCUGGGAACUCUGCUGCUAAAGAUGCUAAAGUAUUGGAACUUACCACCAAGCUUAGGAAGGCUGAGGAGAGACAUGGCAAUAUAGAGGAACGACUGAGGCAGAUGGAAGCACAGCUAGAAGAAAAGAAUCAAGAACUGCAAAGGGCUAGACAGAGAGAGAAGAUGAAUGAAGAGCAUAAUAAACGUUUGUCAGAAACUGUUGAUAAACUUCUGUCUGAAUCUAAUGAAAGGCUCCAACUUCAUCUCAAGGAAAGGAUGGCUGCCUUGGAAGAUAAGAAUUCACUUCUCCGAGAAAUUGAAAAUGCAAAAAAACAAAUAGAGGAACUUCAGCAUGAAAAGGAUCAACUUGUAGUAAAUGUUGAAACAUUAAGGGCUGAAAAUGACCAAGUGAGACUCAGAGCCACAUCACUUCAUCAUAGGUACCAGCACUUAAUUCUAGUUCACCGACCCGAUUUCCGAUACCCAAUGACACCUUCAUCUGUGGCUGACAGUCAUACAGACUCCUAUGGCACCUCCUCAGUGUUAAGGCGCCCCCAGAAGGGACGUGUGGCAGCUCUCAGAGAUGAACCUUCAAAGGUUCAAACUCUGAACGAGCAGGAUUGGGAGCGAGCCCAGCAAGCAAGUGUGUUGGCAAAUGUGGCCCAAGCGUUUGAAAGUGAUGUUGAUGUGUCUGAUGUUGAGGAUGAUAGGGAAACUAUAUUCAGUUCAGUUGAUCUGCUGUCACCAAGUGGUCAGGCUGAUGCUCAGACUUUGGCCAUGAUGCUUCAAGAACAGUUGGAUGCCAUCAACAAAGAGAUUAGGCUUAUACAAGAAGAAAAGGAAAACACAGAGCAACGUGCAGAGGAGAUUGAGAGCAGAGUGGGUAGUGGAAGUUUGGAUGCCCAUGGCCGAUUACGGUCCAUGAGCUCCAUUCCUCCUCCCUAUGCAAGUGGUUCUCUUGCUGGUUCCUCCCCGCCUGGCAGUGGUCGCUCCACCCCAAGGCGGAUUCCACAUAGUCCAGCUCGGGAAGUGGACAGACUAGGUAUCAUGACACUGCCUAGUGAUUUAAGGAAACACCGUAGAAAGUCUCCAGCUUCUAGAGAAGAGGUACGAGAUGAUAAAACUACAAUAAAAUGUGAGACAUCACCACCUUCUUCACCUCGAUCUUUGCGUUUGGACAGAGUCCAAAAAGGAGCUUUGCAUACAGUGAGCCAUGAAGAUAUCAGGGAUAUUAGAAAUUCAACAGGCUCGCAAGAUGGGCAAACAAGUAAUCCGAGUAGCAGUAAUAGUAGCCAAGAUUCCCUUCAUAAAGCCCCCAAAAAGAAGGGGAUCAAAUCCUCUAUUGGCCGCUUAUUUGGCAAGAAAGAAAAGGGACGACCUGGACAAACAAGCAAGGAAAUGUUAGGACAAGGGGGCAUGGCAGAAGCAGACGGUUCCUCUCAGGAUGCAUUAGGUCUCAGCAAGCUUGGAGGUCAGGCAGAAAAAAACAGGAAAAUGCAGAAAAAGCAUGAGUUGCUGGAGGAAGCCAGAAGACAAGGUUUGCCUUUUGCGCAGUGGGAUGGGCCUACUGUGGUGGUGUGGUUGGAGCUGUGGGUUGGGAUGCCAGCCUGGUACGUGGCUGCUUGCCGAGCAAAUGUGAAAAGCGGUGCUAUCAUGUCAGCCUUGUCUGAUACAGAAAUACAGCGUGAAAUUGGGAUUAGUAACCCUCUGCACAGACUGAAGCUGAGGCUGGCCAUUCAAGAAAUCAUGUCACUAACAAGUCCGUCUGCUCCUCCCACCUCAAGGACGACCACGGGAAAUGUCUGGGUAACACAUGAAGAAAUGGAAAAUCUUACAGCCACCCAACAAACGGAGGAUGAGGAGGGAAGCUGGGCUCAG